Messenger RNA from Dermatophagoides pteronyssinus (European house dust mite), 676 nucleotides. RefSeq lists its product as uncharacterized. NCBI's taxonomy places the organism in Eukaryota, Metazoa, Arthropoda, Arachnida, Sarcoptiformes, Pyroglyphidae. The record is from RefSeq and is a predicted model, not a curated record.
CAGAAAGACCACCCAAAUUAAUAUAUAUGUGAUUCGACGAGUACGUCGUAAUCAAUGUAAUAGUGUAAUAUUAUUAACCAUCACAUUACAAACACCAUCAUCAUCUUGUCAUUGGAGACAAAAUCAAAAAAAAACAACAACAUUUCAUUUGAUUAUUGUCAAUCAUUUGAUCAAGAUCAUCGUCAAAAAAACCAAAAAAAUGGUAUUCAUAUUUUAUAUACAAACAAAUUCACGUGGAACGGCUGAAUUUCGUUUAAGAUGGCGUAUACUUUAUGAUAUUGAUGUUAUUAUUGAAAUUGAUAUUGGUGGACCAUCACCAACAUCAAAUAUUUGGAAAAUUCAAAUACCAAGACGUUUUCUUUUAAACGGUAUUAACCUUUCACACUAUAAUCAUAUAUCAUAUUACAUUAUUUUUUUUUUAUUUCGAAAAAUUCCAGUUCCAAGAAAUUGGAAUGAUAUUCUUUAUACAUUAGAAAAUCUAAUGUAUUGUUCAAUAAGUGGUGAACAAUUUUCCGAAUUAGAAUCCGGUAUAAUUAUCGAGGAAGAAAUACGUACAGAUAUGCGUGAAUAUUAUCAAAAUCAUGGUUUUGAACCACGUAAACCAUGGGCAAUGGUUAUAAGAGCUGCUUAUGCACGAAAAGAUUUUGUUUGGAAUUAAAAAUUUUUGGAUUUUUUU